AUGUUCAUUCAAAAGCUCGCCCCCGCCUUCCUCGCUGUUGUGGCUAGUCUACCAGCUACUUUGGCAGGCACCUGCGCCGUCGUGGGCGAAGUCCGCGAUAUUCAUGGCGGAGGAUCACAGGAUGUCCCAGCCACUACCGGGAAUGGUACAAAGCUUACCUACGACAGUCAAAGGGUUUUCACGGCGACACUACAUUCUGGACUGGCGAUGACGGGGACCUUGAAGGUGAUGCCACUCUAG
Molecule: messenger RNA, 240 nt
Organism: Penicillium antarcticum
Lineage: Eukaryota; Fungi; Ascomycota; Eurotiomycetes; Eurotiales; Aspergillaceae
Exons: 1
Coding region: 1-240 (79 amino acids)
Source: RefSeq, a predicted model, not a curated record